Messenger RNA from Gracilinanus agilis (Agile Gracile Mouse Opossum), 2574 nucleotides. RefSeq names its product gametogenetin binding protein 2 (gene GGNBP2). The coding region runs from base 17 to 2113 and encodes 698 amino acids. The transcript is spliced from 13 exons. Gene Ontology annotation, cellular component: nucleus; cytoplasm. The record is from RefSeq and is a predicted model, not a curated record. Lineage: Eukaryota; Metazoa; Chordata; Mammalia; Didelphimorphia; Didelphidae.
AGCCACAUCGGAGACGAUGGCGCGGUUGGUGGCAGUGUGCAGAGACGGGGAGGAGGAGUUCCCCUUCGAGCGGAGGCAGAUUCCCCUCUACAUAGACGACACCCUCACGAUGGUGAUGGAAUUUCCUGAUAAUGUGCUAAAUCUUGAUGGGCAUCAGAAUAACGGUGCACAACUAAAGCAGUUCAUUCAGCGACAUAGCAUGCUUAAGCAGCAAGAUCUGAAUAUUGCCAUGAUGGUGACAUCGCGUGAAGUCUUGAGUGCACUUUCUCAGCUUGUCCCAUGUGUUGGUUGUCGUCGCAGUGUGGAGCGCCUCUUUUCCCAGCUUGUAGAGUCGGGAAAUCCUGCCCUUGAGCCUCUUACUGUAGGGCCCAAGGGAGUCCUUUCUGUUACUCGAAGCUGUAUGACUGAUGCAAAGAAGCUUUAUACGUUAUUUUAUGUGCAUGGGUCCAAACUAAAUGACAUGAUAGAUGCAAUUCCAAAAAGUAAGAAGAACAAGAGAUGUCAGUUGCACUCCUUAGAUACACACAAACCAAAACCCUUGGGAGGUUGUUGGAUGGAUGUGUGGGAACUAAUGUCCCAGGAAUGCAGGGAUGAAGUAGUUUUAAUUGAUUCUAGUUGUCUUUUAGAAACAUUAGAAACCUAUCUGCGAAAACACAGGUUUUGUACUGACUGCAAAAAUAAAGUACUUCGAGCAUACAAUAUUCUUAUUGGUGAGCUUGAUUGCAGCAAAGAGAAGGGUUAUUGUGCUGCACUAUAUGAAGGCUUGCGGUGCUGUCCACAUGAACGACACAUACAUGUAUGCUGUGAAACAGAUUUCAUUGCACAUCUGUUGGGUCGAGCUGAGCCAGAGUUCGCAGGAGGGUAUGAGCGGAGGGAAAGGCAUGCUAAGACAAUAGACAUAGCCCAAGAAGAAGUUUUGACCUGCCUGGGUAUUCAUCUUUAUGAAAGACUGCAUCGAAUCUGGCAAAAACUACGGGCUGAAGAGCAGACAUGGCAGAUGCUUUUCUAUCUUGGUGUUGAUGCUUUACGCAAGAGUUUUGAGAUGGCUGUGGAAAAAGUACAGGGUAUAAGCCGAUUAGAACAACUCUGUGAAGAGUUCUCAGAAGAAGAAAGAGUACGGGAACUCAAGCAAGAAAAGAAGCGCCAAAAAAGGAAGAAUAGGCGGAAAAAUAAGUGUGUGUGUGACAUUCCUGCCCCCUUGCAAACAGCAGAUGAAAAGGAAAUAAGCCAAGAAAAGGAGACAGGCUUUGUGGAAAACAGUUGCAAAGCCUGUGGCAAUACAGAAGAAGGUAACAGCUGCGUAGAAGUAAUUGUUACCAAUGAAAAUACUUCGUGUACCUGUCCGAGUAGUGGCAAUCUAUUGGGGUCUCCUAAAAUAAAAAAAGGUUUAUCUCCACACUGUAAUGGUAGUGAUUGUGGAUACUCCUCUAGCAUGGAAGGGAGUGAGACAGGUUCUCGGGAGGGCUCAGAUGUAGCCUGCACUGAAGGCAUAUGUAACCAUGAUGAACAUGGUGAUGAUUCCUGUGUUCAUCACUGUGAUGACAAAGAGGAGGACGGCGAUAGCUGUGUGGAAUGUUGGGCUAAUUCUGAAGAGAAUAACACAAAGGGAAAAAACAAAAAGAAGAAAAAGAAAAGCAAAAUGUUGAAGUGUGAUGAACACAUCCAAAAGCUUGGAAGCUGUAUUACAGAUCCGAGUAAUCGAGAGACCUCAGGAAAUACCGUGCACACAGUGUUUCACCGUGACAAGACCAAAGAUUCGCAUGCUGAAAACUGCUGCAGCUCCGAAAAGGGUGGGCAGCCACUGCCUUGGUUUGAACAUAGGAAAAACGUAACACAAUUUGCAGAACCUGCAGAAACGUCACUCGGUCCUGACUCUGGAAAAGGUGCCAAGAGCUUAGUUGAACUCCUUGAUGAGUCUGAAUGCACUUCAGAUGAGGAAAUCUUUAUCUCACAAGAUGAAAUACAGUCAUUUAUGGCAAACAACCAGUCUUUCUACAGCAAUAGAGAACAGUACCGACAACAUCUGAAGGAAAAAUUUAAUAAAUACUGCCGCUUAAAUGAUCACAAGAGGCCCAUUUGUAGUGGCUGGUUGACAACGGCCGGAGCAAACUAAAAUAAAUAAAAUAGCUCUGUCUUUCAUUGAAACACUCAAGAUGACUACUGCGCCUUCUCUUUCAAAAACUCUUAAUUUAGUGACUUAUGGCAGAAUUUUAUCUUAAAUCAAUGUGAUUCUUUUCUCUUUUUUUUUUUUUUUUUUGUUUUCGGGGACGCUGGUGGAGGUAACUUCAUUAAUUUGUUCUUUCUUCAGGCUUGUAUGUUUAGUUGAGUAGCUAUGCAAGCCUGCCUUAUAAUUUAAGCCAUCUCUUUUCAUUAAAUGUUUCUCUUACUGUGAGACUUUAAAAAGCAACUUAGUGGCAAAAAGUAAUGUUGUACUUAUAAUUCUGUACAGAAAUGAUGAGCUGAAUAUAAGGUUUUACAAAGUAGACAUCCACUUGCAAAAAUGUUUGGAUGUAAUAUGUUAAAGCGCAAUGUGCAAAAUUUAAAAAUAAAGAAUAUUUAUUAAUACGCAUAGUA